Messenger RNA from Arvicola amphibius (Eurasian water vole), 1584 nucleotides. RefSeq names its product T-kininogen 2-like. Gene Ontology annotation, biological process: positive regulation of cytosolic calcium ion concentration; negative regulation of endopeptidase activity; negative regulation of blood coagulation. Lineage: Eukaryota; Metazoa; Chordata; Mammalia; Rodentia; Cricetidae. The coding region runs from base 173 to 1471 and encodes 432 amino acids. Gene Ontology annotation, molecular function: cysteine-type endopeptidase inhibitor activity. Gene Ontology annotation, cellular component: extracellular region; blood microparticle. The record is from RefSeq and is a predicted model, not a curated record. The transcript is spliced from 11 exons.
UCUGGAAAGAGGGCAAACAGCUUGUGACGGCAGGAAUCUAAAAAGGGCCCCAGUGGUCAGGCAGGGAGAAAGGAGGACUGGACAGAACAGAGAGGCUGCUAAGAGCAGCUGCUGAGUUGGCUUCCAAUUCUCUUCAAAACCAUCCCGCCAAUUCUAGAGGGAAACUUGAAUCAUGAAGCUAAUUACUAUACUGUUCCUCUCCUCCAGGCUGCUCCCAAGUUUAGCACAGGAAGAAACCACCCAGGAAAUCGACUGCAAUGAUGAGGAUGUGUUUCAGGCUGUAGACGCUGCUCUGAAAAAGUACAAUGCUAGGAACCAAACUGGCAACCAGUUUGUGUUGUACCGAGUGACGGAGGGCACUAAAAUGGUUGGUUCUGACACAUUUUACUCCUUCAAGUACCAGAUCAAGGAGGGCAACUGCCCUGUUCAGAGUGGCCUCACCUGGCAGGACUGUGACUACAAGGACGCCGAGGAAGCUGCCACUGGAGAAUGUACAGCAACAGUGGGGAAGAGUGAAACUAAGAAAUUCUCUGUAGCUACCCAGACUUGCAAGAUUACUCCAGGUAAUGGACCCAUAUUGACAUCCCAGUACACCUGUCUGGGUUGUGUACACCCCAUACCACCUGGUAGCCCUGAACUGGAGCCUGUCCUGAAACACGCAGUCGAGCAUUUCAACAACCACACAAAGCAUUCCCACCUCUUUGCUCUUAGAAAAGUAGAAGCAGCCCAGAGACAGGUGGUGGCUGGAAUGAAAUAUGAAAUCACCUACUCAAUUGUGCAAACUAAUUGUUCAAAGGAGCAGUUUCCAUUCUUAUCUCCAGAGUGCAAAUUCCUUGCAGAAGUAAUUUUGAAUGACCAGGAAGUUUGGAACUGUAGAGAUAACGCCUUUGUGGACAUCAAUCAAAAAAUUGCUGACUUCUUUCAGAACUGUAACAUCUCUUCAGGAGAGGAUUUGACCAAGAGCUGCCUUGGAUGCCUUGAGAGUGUUGCUGUAGAUAGCCCGGAGUUGAAAGAGCCUCUCGGUCAUGCCAUCAAAAAGAUUAACUCAGAGAUUAACCAUAUUUCCUAUUUCAAGAUCGAUAGAGUGAAAAAAGCCACAUCCCAGGUGGUAGCUGGAGUGAGGUAUUUUAUUGAGUUCAUAGCCAGAGAAACCAACUGUUCAAAGGCGAAUAACAUGGAACUGGGACCAGAUUGUGUUGUCAAGUCCCCUGGUAACGGUCUCAGCUGUAAUGCUGACAUAUACAUGAGACCAUGGGAGAACAAAGUUGAACUGACUGUCAAGUGCCAAGAUAUACAAGUGAUGACGAGGAGACCUCCAGGCUUUUCACCUUUCCGGUCAGUCCAAGUCCAAGAAGCAAAAGAAGGAACAACUAGGCUUGCAAACGCCUGUGAGUACAAGGGCAGAAGCUCAGGGGCAGGGGCAGAGUCAGCACCUGGGAGUGAGGCAGAAUCUUCACACUUGGCACAAUAGCCCCAGCAUGACCCCAAGUGGACAGAACAGAAGAUUCAUGGGAUACAUGUAAUAUGGAAGAAUGUACCUUCAUCACUCUGCCUCUGCGUGAAAUAAAAUUCAGACUUGAUGAA